Messenger RNA from Drosophila serrata, 585 nucleotides. RefSeq lists its product as uncharacterized. The record is from RefSeq and is a predicted model, not a curated record. NCBI's taxonomy places the organism in Eukaryota, Metazoa, Arthropoda, Insecta, Diptera, Drosophilidae.
AUGGAACAGAUGCAGUCCAAUUGGUGUCAAACCGACAAGAUUCUUCCAUUGGUUGCUCUCCUGGUCUUUGUCCGAGGUGAUCCAGAGGCCCCAAUUGUCCGAAUUGCUCCGUAUGCUCCAUAUGCUCCAGCUGGCUGGCAACCGCAGAUUCCGUUUAAUCUACCCAAUGAGUACCUACCGGCUAGGAAUACGAAUCCGGAUGUGCAGAUCACCAAGGCGCGAGUGGAACAGGUCUAUCCAUCCCAGAAAUUGGAUAAACCCGAAGCUGGAAUUCUACAGCCUAUUUCCCGUCCGUCAAACCAAUAUGGUCCACCAGAUCCUGGUUUCAAAAUAGUCUAUCCCGACGAGGAGGAGCCAGUAAUUCCCAAGGACUCAUCUCAACCCAAUCAGUCCAGCAUCAAGGAAGGACGCUACUUCAUAAUAUCUCAGGAUAAUAAACUUCAGAGAGUUACUUUCAGCUCUGAGCAGAAUGGAAGCGAUGAGGAUUUCACAGCUCGGCUGAGUUACUCCACUGUGGGACAGCUCAAGGAUCCUGUGUACCGAUACAAUAGCCAGGGACAAUUGGAAAGGGUGUUGAAGAAGUGA